Rhodotorula toruloides NP11 is the source of this 1323-nucleotide messenger RNA. RefSeq lists its product as uncharacterized. The record is from RefSeq and is a predicted model, not a curated record. NCBI's taxonomy places the organism in Eukaryota, Fungi, Basidiomycota, Microbotryomycetes, Sporidiobolales, Sporidiobolaceae. Bases 1 to 1323 code for a protein of 440 amino acids. The transcript has 3 exons.
AUGGCUGAACCCGCUGAAGUCGAUUUCGCGCCGCGCCUCGUCAAGCAGACCGUUGAAGGCGCCUUCCACCACACGAUCACCUGCGACCUCGAGCUCAACCUGAUGGACCCCGACCUGGACGAGCGCUUCGACUUGGACGACGUUCCUCUGGCGGGGGAUUGGGCGCUGGAAGUUGAGAGACGGGACAACCUUAUCUGCCUUCGAGCCGUUCAUGGCAGCCGAUGGGGUGCGCGCGUUCACACGAACGUGAAGCUUUAUUACACGGCGGGAGGGCAGCAUACGCUGCUGAAGGAGUCGAGAUGGCAUCUAAUGCCCCGGCCAGAUCGAGCAGAAGCUGGGAGGGUCUUCGUCAAUUUUGUGUCCAAGAUCCCUCUCGACCUCCUGAUGAGCUCCGGUACCGCGAAUGCGCAUGGCUAUGACCCCAACACGCAUCGAAACUACCGCUGUGUCAUCUACUUCGAUGCGCGAGGUGGCCGACCCUUGCCGGAAGCGCAGACGUUGAUCCAGCGACUGCCUGCCGUUGAGCUUUCGCCGGCACCCGCGAAUGUGCGCAUCUUCUUUCCGACGUGCGAAGCCGAACUCUGGGCGGAUUCCGGCUUCCUCAAUCGCUCCUCGCCUUACUUCAAAACUCUUCUCUCAUCCGACUUUGCGGAGGCUGUCACCAUGCCGUCGAAGCGACCCAGAACCCGUGACGACUCGACAGCCGCCACUACAUUAGUCGAUGCCGACGCGAAGGACUUUGACGACUCUGACAACGAGACGGACAAGCUUUACUUCGAGAAGCACCCGGCUUUGCAGCACAAGCGCGACGAGCUGCAGCACCCGUUCAAGGAGAUCAAGAUCACCGCGACUGCCUUUACGACCUAUCGAGCCGUUCUCGCCUUCCUCCGAACUGGCUUCAUCGCUUUCGCGCCACUGUCUUCCACGCUCCCCGAAUCCGACGCGCCCGGCAUCUCGACUCGUCGCACGCGCAUCGAAGACGCUGUCUCAGCGAACCCGUCUCUUCCCUACCCCGUCUCGCCCAAAUCGACUUACCGCCUCGCCCAUCUCCUCGAGCUCAAGGAGCUCCAGCAGCUCUCCCUCGCCAACCUCUCCGAGCAGCUCACGCCCGACUCUGCGCCAAAGGAGCUCUUCUCCGACACGACCGUCUGCUACGACGCUUGGCGAAACGUCAUCCUCGAUUACAUCGUCAAGAACUGCGAUGCGGUGACGAAGUCAGCCGCAUGGACUGAAGCGACGAGUCGUGUUGAGCGCGACGAAGUGCCAGGAGCGGCGCCGAUCAUGCUGGAUCUGUUCAAGCGCAAGGUUAUCAAGACGGCCUAG